Colletotrichum phormii is the source of this 596-nucleotide messenger RNA. RefSeq lists its product as uncharacterized. Lineage: Eukaryota; Fungi; Ascomycota; Sordariomycetes; Glomerellales; Glomerellaceae. The record is from RefSeq and is a predicted model, not a curated record. The transcript has a single exon. The coding region runs from base 106 to 435 and encodes 109 amino acids.
CACCACUAGGGCGGAUGAUUGAAACUCGCUUUCUGUCGAUGGUAGCUGCUCUCUUGCUCUUUGCUUGGGGUCCGUUGGGGGUGAUUUGCGUAGGAAUAACAAACAAUGCAACGGGCGUUACUCGUUGCUUUUCUGCAACUCUUAUCAGUGAGAUCAUUGAGUGCAACCAAAAAGGUGCUAAACUUGGAACUCUCCGUUUGCUUAUUGAUGAUAACAGAGAGCUCUUCUGUCCGGUUACAAUUCGGAUGCACUGCCCAGCAGCUUGUGAUAAAAGGCAUGGGUAGCAGAGCUCACAGCGCGUUUGUUGGUGUUGGUAAAAUACCUAGCAACCCGGCGAGGCAGACGGCAUAUGCAGCAUGCCUCCGGCAAAGACCCAUGUCUCAUACACAUCUGACCUGGGAAAAAAGUGAGGGCCAAGGCCAAAGCUACCCGUGAGCCUGGACCCAGCCUAGCUAGCGUAGCUCCUCUCCCGUUGUUUCGGGGCCUCGGGGGCCAUGCUAAUUUUGCACAUCCAGAUCUUCUCCGCCUCCUCACUUGUGACUUGCUCGAGAGCAGCCCUUUCCCUGACAAAACUUUUCCUAAUGUGGGCUCUCCGG